Messenger RNA from Letharia columbiana, 849 nucleotides. RefSeq lists its product as uncharacterized. Gene Ontology annotation, molecular function: oxidoreductase activity. The transcript has 2 exons. The record is from RefSeq and is a predicted model, not a curated record. Bases 1 to 849 code for a protein of 282 amino acids. Lineage: Eukaryota; Fungi; Ascomycota; Lecanoromycetes; Lecanorales; Parmeliaceae.
AUGUCUUCACUCGAGGCCGCAAACCUCUUCAACGUCAAGGACCUCGUCGCCGUCAUCACGGGCGGUGGAAGUGGAAUCGGUCUCAUGAUGACCAAAACCCUGGCUCUAAACGGCGCCCACAAAGUCUACAUCAUCGGCCGCCGUCAGGAAGUGCUGGACGCCGCCGCCAAAGAGUCGCCCCACGGCAACAUCAUCCCGUUAGUCGGAGACGUCACCUCGAAAGACGCUCUCCAAUCCAUCGUCUCUCACAUCGAGAAGGACGUCGGCUACAUCAACGUCCUGAUCGCCAACAGCGGGAUCGGGGGUCCCCAGUCCAGCUCCAUCACCCGGGAGACGUCGCUGGAGGACUACCAGUCGGCUCUCUGGAGUCAGUCGUUCGACGAAUACACCAAGACGUUCGCCGUCAACACGUCCGCCGUGUUCUUCUGCACCGUCGCCUUCCUCAAACUCCUCGACGCGGGGAACGGGAAGGGGAACGUGGGGCAGACGAGCCAGGUGAUCGCCACGGGCAGCAUCGCCGGCUUCAACAGGCGGGUACCGGGAGGCUACGCGUACGGCCAGAGCAAAGCGGCGACGACGCUGUUGAUGAAGGCUAUGGCGACCAACCUCGUGCCGUACAAGAUCAGGGCCAAUGUCGUCGCUCCGGGACUCUUCCCGUCCGACCUGGCCGCCGGUAUCAUCGGCGACGGCGUCUUUCCAAAGGAGACAAUCCCGGCGGAAAGAGUCGGUACCCCCGAAGACAUGGGUGGGGCCAUCCUGUAUCUCACGAGCCGCGCGGGCGCUUACUGCAAUGGCAACGUGGUCUUACUUGACGGCGGGAGGUUGAGUCUUAUGCCGGGUACCUACUAA